AUGGGCGACUCGUGCAGAGAUCGACCACAUACUCAUCAACCGGAGGUGCCACACUAUGGAAAAGAACAUCUACUAUCGGCAACGAAGAAGAAAAGAAGUUGUAUAUACGACAAUUGCGUACUCGAGGACUCCUUGCCCCAAGGUGACUGGCACAUCGAGGAGGACCCAAAAGUGGACUUUGAGAUACUGCUCAGAGAAUUACGAGCCUGUGCUGAGCGUGCCUCGAAGCCGCGCACGGCAAGCUUGGAUCGAAUUUCGGAGACCACCAAGGAAUUGUUGGAAAGAAAAAUGGCUUUGAGGCUUGAUCCGAAUGUAUCGCAAAUUGAUCGGUUAUUAGCCAGUACUAGCUGCAGAAAAGCGUUGCAGGGAGAUCUUUUGAAAUGCAGGCAGAAGAAGAUUCUGGAAGCAGCACAAAGAAGAACGAGUCUAACGAAGUGCCGCAGGAAUCUCCGCGAAUAUAAUAUUCCGCUAGCAGCCUUGCUGAGCGAAGACGGGACUCGCACGUCUUCUCGUCGUGAGAUGGAAAUCAUUGCAGAUAGGUUCUACUCGAACCUUUUCCCUUCAUCAACUCCUGUAUCAAGCCCGAUCAUCCCCACUGGUGAAGCUCCACCACAGAUUCUCCAUUCGGAAGUACGAGUCGCUAUCAAGAGCAUGAAACCUCGCACAUGGAAUCCUACCUUCGGAAAGAGGGAUUCCAGACAAGUGGAAGACCUGGUGAACCGUUCUCGUCCAUAA
Molecule: messenger RNA, 735 nt
Organism: Necator americanus (New World hookworm)
Lineage: Eukaryota; Metazoa; Nematoda; Chromadorea; Rhabditida; Ancylostomatidae
Exons: 2
Coding region: 1-735 (244 amino acids)
Source: RefSeq, a predicted model, not a curated record